AUGAGCAACAAAGGUAAAGAGGUACAAGGUGUGAGGGAUCUCAAGGGUAAGAAAAGAAUGUCAGCAGGUGACUCUAUCGCCUCCGGUGCACCUUCUAAGCAAUGUAAACAUAACGGUCCUCGUUAUAAUGAUGGAGAUUGUGUGCUUCUGAGGGCCUCUGAUCCAGAUGAUCCACCAUGUGUGGCUCAGAUUGUAGGAUCUAAGGCUAACAAAGUGGAAAUAAGAAGAUUCUACUCGCCCCAAGACACUGACUUUUGGAGGAAAGACUAUCACGGGAAAAAGGAACUGUUUUUAUCUAACCAAUUCGAUACUCAAAGUCUUGAUUGCAUCCUAGGAAAGUGUACGGUGCACACUUUCAAAGAAUAUAUGGAGCUUGAAGGCCGGCGUUCUGAUUCUGCUUACUAUAGUCGCUUUGAGUAUGAUGCUUAUAGUAAAAAAUUGAUUGAUGUCAAGGAUGCUGAUUGGCUAUGCAUUUGCGGAAAUCCUUACAAUCCGGAUUUAUAUGUCCAAUGUCACAUAUGCAAAUCAAGGUUCCAUCCAGUUUGUGCGAACACUAUUGCAAAGAGUUCAUGCAUUAUUUGUUGUGAUAAGUGCAAGAACUCUCCUAGCCAGGAGCAAGCUGCUGACGAACGCUUUGAGAGGUAUCUCAAGUUCGCGAGGAUGUUUAAAGAUAUCUAA
This is a messenger RNA of Daucus carota subsp. sativus, 678 nucleotides long. RefSeq names its product chromatin remodeling protein SHL-like. The record is from RefSeq and is a predicted model, not a curated record. The transcript has 5 exons. Lineage: Eukaryota; Viridiplantae; Streptophyta; Magnoliopsida; Apiales; Apiaceae. Gene Ontology annotation, molecular function: chromatin binding. Bases 1 to 678 code for a protein of 225 amino acids.